UGACAAUUGUUGUUGGUGGAAAACAAGGAUGUAUGAUCGGUUGAAAGUAGUUCCUGAUGAUUUGAUCCAAAUAAAUAAGGACAGAAAAGUAAAGAGGUUGGAACAAAAUGAUAUUCUCAGUAAAGCAGUACAGCAACCAGGAGAUGUAUUUUGUUGUUUCUUGAACAUUCAACUGAUAGUAAACAGUGAAAGAGCUAUUCUUGGGAACAUCACUAGUGUGGAAUGCAUCGAAUUGUGUCGGUUAUUAGCAGGUCAUUUGGUUUGGUUGGAAGAGGAAUUGUGUGAUUUCCGAUUGGAAGCUAUUCUGGGAGCACUGUUGUGUAGUUCAUAUUGUGAGUGGACAGCGUGGGAAAGAGAAAAGGAGCAAUUCACACAACAAUGGAACGCGUUGGAGAACUUGUCUUCUUUGGAUACGUGGAAAUGGGCUCUUGGUAUAAGAGAACGAGUAGAGACUAUGUUGCAACGUGUAAAGCUGCUCACUUCCAUAUUUACUACACUCCUUUCAGCCAAUGCAACUCACUUCAGUAACUUUAUGGUCGUACAAGAUGAUAAAGAAUGGGAAAAGUUGUUGAAUGAGAAGCAAGAUAUUGUGGGGUAUACUUUGGAAGCAGCAUUACAGAAAACUUGUCUAGUGGAAAACCAAUUGGCUCGUUGGAAAGACAAACUGGAUAGUUUGGUAGACUUGUAUUCAAUAGGUAAUGCAGCCUUUGAUGCCAGAAUGUGGUCAUUGGACCUUUUAGCUACCAUUCUCAGUGUUUGCUUUGCGAUCUAUGGAAUGUUUUCCCAAUUCUUUGGGUAUUAUGUACAACUGCCCAUUUAUAAUAUGGGCAACUCCAGUCAAUAUUAUUUUUAUGGAAUCGCGGGAGGUAUUACUAUUGCAUUGUCCAUUACUAUCUAUUUCUCUUCACGUUGGUUUUUGCGUGCUUUUUAUCAUGUCUUCUCUUAUGACUCCCCUUUCCAAAAAUAAAGUAUGGGAAUAGUUGAUUUGUGAUGAUAAGAAGAUAGAGUCAGUAGUUCCUCCUUCUUCUAGAAGCUGCUGCUCUGCGUCUACUAGCGCCUUGUCGAGUAUCUGCUGGUCUCGAACUAGAUUUUCGUUUCCUUCUCUUGGAAGGUCUUUUUGUCUUUAAAUCAAAGUGAGUUUCAUUCUCCAAUACUUCCUCUUGUUGUUGAAUGGAUAAUAUAUUCUGAUAUUCUUCUUUACAACUGGGGUCAUAAAAUUCCUCUAAACCAACCAUUUCUCAAAGCGCAAACCAAUCAACGAUGCAAAAGGAAGAAAGACUUUUAUACGAAUCCAUAAAGUUUGGCGCCAUUUCAAAGAAAUAGCAUUUUUUUCUA
Messenger RNA from Galdieria sulphuraria, 1335 nucleotides. RefSeq lists its product as uncharacterized. The record is from RefSeq and is a predicted model, not a curated record. NCBI's taxonomy places the organism in Eukaryota, Rhodophyta, Bangiophyceae, Galdieriales, Galdieriaceae. The coding region runs from base 29 to 967 and encodes 312 amino acids. The transcript is spliced from 4 exons.